This is a messenger RNA of Cuculus canorus (common cuckoo), 4115 nucleotides long. RefSeq names its product nuclear cap binding subunit 3 (gene NCBP3). The record is from RefSeq and is a predicted model, not a curated record. The transcript has 13 exons. Lineage: Eukaryota; Metazoa; Chordata; Aves; Cuculiformes; Cuculidae. The coding region runs from base 19 to 1833 and encodes 604 amino acids. Gene Ontology annotation, molecular function: RNA 7-methylguanosine cap binding; mRNA binding. Gene Ontology annotation, cellular component: cytosol; nucleus.
GCGGAGCCUGGCGGAGCCAUGGCGGGCGUGCGGGGCCUCCGGGUCUCGGUGAAGGCGGAGGCGACGGGGACCGCGGCCGAGCCUCGCGGGCCGGAGCCCGAGCCUAUGGAGGUGGAAGAGGGCGAGCUGGAGGCCAUCCCUGUGAGGCGAUCUCUGCGAGAGCUGCUCCCGGACACCAGCAGGAGAUAUGAAAACAAAGCUGGAAGCUUCAUUACAGGGAUAGAUGUAACCUCCAAGGAAGCAAUUGAGAAAAAGGAACAAAGAGCAAAACGCUUUCAUUUUCGAGCUGAAGUGAAUCUCGCCCAAAGGAAUGUGGCAUUGGAUCGGGACAUGAUGAAGAAAGCAAUUCCUAAAGUGAGACUGGACACAAUUUACAUUUGUGGCGUGGAUGAGAUGAGCACACAGGACAUCUUUGCCUAUUUCAAAGAGUAUCCUCCUGCGCACAUUGAGUGGUUGGAUGAUACAUCAUGUAAUGUGGUCUGGCUGGAUGAAGUAACUGCAACACGGGCUCUGAUAAACAUGAGUUCCUUGCCUGAGCAGGAGAAAACAAAAAGCAGAGAAAACAACGAAGAGAAGACAGCUGAAAAAGCCAAGAAAGAAAAACAAGAGGAAAGUUCUGAUGAUGAGACAGAAGAAGGCGAGGUUGAGGAUGACAAUCCAAGUGAGGUUGAGUUGGAUGCCCUCUCCCAGGUUGAAGAGGAUUCUCUGCUGCGUAAUGAUCUUCGCCCUGCCAAUAAACUGGCUAAAGGAAACAAGCUAUAUAUGAGAUUUGCUACUAAAGAUGACAAAAAAGAGCUGGGAGCUGCAAGGCGAAGCCAGUAUUACAUGAAGUACGGCAAUCCGAAUUAUGGAGGCAUGAAAGGGAUUCUUAGCAAUUCUUGGAAACGAAGAUACCAUUCGCGUCGACUCCAUCGGGAUGUGAUAAAGAAAAGGGCACUUAUCGGGGAUGAUGUUGGCUUGACUCCUCCUUACAAACAUCAUCAUUCAGGCUUGGUAAAUGUUCCUGAAGAGCCUAUUGAGGAGGAAGAAGAAGAGGAGGAAGACCAGGAUAUGGAUGAAGAUGACAGGGUUGUAGUAGAGUACCGUGAUGAAUUGCAAGCGUUCAAACAGUCGCGAGACCGCAGUGCAGCGAGACGGUCGAGUGCGAGUGCGUCUGAUUCUGACGAAAUGGACUAUGAUCUUGAACUGAAAAUGAUAUCAACACCCUCUCCCAAAAAGAGCAUGAAAAUGACAAUGUAUGCAGAUGAGGUGGAAUCACAACUGAAAAACAUUAGGAAUUCCAUGCGAGCAGAUAGCAUAGCAACCAGCAACAUCAAGAAUCGGAUUGGCAGUAAAGGAUCGUCAGAGAAAGUUGCAGAUGUGAGACUACUGUUAGAAGAAAAACGUCAGAACAAUACUGGGCCACGUCAGCCAAACAGCACCGUGAAAUCAGAUGUGCGGCAAAGACUGGGAAAAAGACCGCAUUCUCCAGAAAUUAAACCUCCAAGUAGUACCUCUGCUCCUCGUCGAGAACCAAUAUCAGAUGUCCACAGCCGGUUAGGAAUCCCCAAGCAAGAUGUAAAAGGCCUCUAUUCUGACACCAGAGAGAAGAAAUCAGGUAACUUAUGGACCCGUUUAGGAUGUGCUCCGAAGACACAAGAAAAGACUUCAGAUAAACCUGAAAACUCUGUGGCAUCUCCAGAGGAAGAGGAUUCAGAGCUUCAGCGAGUUUGGGGUGCUCUCAUUAAGGAAAAAGAACAGUCUCGGCAAAAAAAGAGUCGAUUGGAUAAUUUGCCAUCUCUACAAAUUGAAAUCAGCCGAGAAAGCAGUUCUGGGUCAGACACAGAAUCGUGAUUGGUUUUACUUUCUGAGCCAGGAGGCUGUGACUCUGCAGUGUGGCAAGAUUUCCUUCACCCAGAAGCUGGACACUGGCAAAAACUCUGCAGUGAAAGUUCCAGAAGUGUCUCUCUCCCUUUUAUACAAAAAGAGCUGCCUAUACCACUUGAAAAUUAAAGCAAUCUCGUUUGUCUGGAGUCUGUGGUUGGCUCUGUGUUACGUAGGGCAUUGUCAUAAAUGUUUAUAUGCAAACCUGUAGUUAACUCUAGCAAAACACUUUUCCCCAAGCUUUGAACUUAAAAGAAGAGGCAGAAAUGCUCUGUAUUUUUAAUGAUCUUUUUGUUCUUAAUAUUUUUAAACAUGGAGCCUUUUAACAAAAUGUUUUACACAGUUCAUCCAAAGAAGAGGGCAUUUCAUAAUCGACAUCAUUGCCUUGCCCUUCUGGCUCUUACCAGCACCUUUCCUUUCCUCUUGAAGUACUAACAGAAAGGCUUCCUGGGUAGGCAGCCAGCCAGGAGAAAGCAGAAAGGGACCAUCACGUUCCCUUCCUCCAAAAUACUGAAUGUAAAUCAAAGUCAGACAUUUUAAUACAGUGAAAUUUCACACAGCAUCCAAGUAUCAUCACUGCUCUCAAGGAAUUCUCAUUUCUUUUGGUGAUAAUUGUGUUCUGCCGUAGCAGGGAUUGAGACUGCGAGGCUGGAUGUUUGAGGAUUGUGUAGAUUCCCAAGGGUUUCAUUUCUUUUUUGUUACAUUGUGAGAAAUCAUAUUUCUUCCAUUUCAUCUCUUAUGUUUCGAAGAAACCUAACAAUUUAAACCCAUGCGUUUUUAUAUUUGUGUGGAUUUUCCCGUUGGCUACGGUGAAAGCUAUAGUGGUGUUUUCCUGCGUGUUGUUUAACUAAUAUAUAUAUAUAUAACUGAAAGAGAAAAGGAAAACUAUAGGAUCACUGUCUCCUGUUGAUACUUUUGAAUGUCCUUAUUGUAUCGUAUGUGUGGACGUGCACGUGGCUGACUUAACGUUCAGCUUUUUCACCCAGAUACCCUCUGUAAGUAAGCAAAAAUGUUGAUCAGCGUGGAACUGCCAGUUUUUCUUCUCUUUCCUUAUGGCAUUUAUUUUGAUUUACAGUAAUUCUAAAUAAGGAAUUAAUGCUAGCACAUCCCCUUCUGGUGAGUAGAACAGGUAGCAGAAACAUUGCUACAUUCUGAUAGUCUGAAAAUCCCUUUGUCCCUCUUUCCUGGGUUCUGUCAGUCCAAAAUGUCUAUGAACGUCUCUUCCCCUUUCUGCUUUUUAACAAACAAAUGUUCUUUUCCCCCCUCCUAUUUUUGUACUAAGUUGUGAAGCCUCAAACCUACUUCAAAAGCAGGGAAUCUGCAAUUAACUACUUUUCUUGCUGCUUUAUUAUGUGUAAGAAUAGCAGCACUUAAAAUUAAAGGUAAAAUGCAAGGUACAGUGACUAGAAGGGUAAUCUGGGGACUGGCUGGGCUUCAAGCGUUAUUUCCUUGUUUUGUGACACUCAUCCUUGAUUUGAUAUUUAAUUAUUGAAUAUAUAAAUGUGUCUCAUAAAAGUACUGUUGAGAGUAAAUGACUGCAAUGUCUGAUCACUGUAAUAAUUCAUUUAACGUGUGCUUUCAUUAAUCUCCCUUCCAAAGCUUUCAAAUAGAAUCAUGUCCACGCCGUACCCAUUUCUCAAGAUCCUGAUAAAAUUUAUUUAACCAGUGUCUUUUUGCCAGUAAACUUUGUGUUGUCUGACUGCUUGGAAUCCAUUAUGACCUGUCCUUUUCCUGAAGGGAGUUUUAAGGCUCAGCAGCUGGUUGUCCUCUUGCUGCUGCUGCUAACUGCUGUGUUUCCACGUAAAUACUCAUCAUGUCAGCCUGGUGUUGGACUGACUGGCUGUUAUGAAGGACAGAGCGGGAACAGGGGAUUUCUUCAACCCAUAUAAAAGAAGCAAUUGGUGUAAGAGAUCAAGAAAAAUGGUGCAGGCAAAAGCAGCUUCAAGGAAGAGGAGCCAUGAGCAACAGUUGUAUUUUCGAGGUACUUGUAAAUACACAUGAGAAAUGCCUGCAUCGUGUCUGGUUUGGGGAGGGCUGUGUGGUUUGGUGAGACUGUGGUAGCUUAGUUACAGGAAAACCAAGUUUUGCUGUUGAAGGGACUGAUGUAGAGGGCGGAUUUAUAAGCGUUUACCUGGUUUUGCAUUUUGAUGAUGUACAGAGAAGCCUUGAAAAGCGUUUGCCAGUAUUAGGAAUUCCAGCUUUGGUCUUCUUUGGUUGAACUUAGAUGAACUGCUGGGUUUUCAUAAUUAAAA